This is a messenger RNA of Helobdella robusta, 381 nucleotides long. RefSeq lists its product as hypothetical. The transcript is spliced from 3 exons. The record is from RefSeq and is a predicted model, not a curated record. NCBI's taxonomy places the organism in Eukaryota, Metazoa, Annelida, Clitellata, Rhynchobdellida, Glossiphoniidae. The coding region runs from base 1 to 381 and encodes 126 amino acids.
AUGAUAGAGAAGGGAGAAAAGAUCUAUCAUCAUGAUAAUGCCAUAGAAAUCAGACAUCCACUCAUCAACGCCCCACUUGCUGCCAGUCUUGCUUAUCCUACUUUCAGCGUUAACCGCUUACAAAACGAGAUAAUGCUUCUGAUGGUUGCCCAAUUUUCUUGGACUUCGUUGUAUCAGCUGAAUAAAAUUGUAUCUGCUCAUGUAUCUGCAGUUGUAUCUGCAGUUGUAUCUGCGAUAUCAAUGUUGAGUACACACAAACACGUUGCACCCGAAAAUACAAGUCACAGAAUGAACGUAAACAUUGAAAAGUCCAACGACCAGCCUGUGACCCUUGACCUCAUUAAUGAGUUGGCGAGUCACACUGACCAACCAGUGCACUAA